This is a messenger RNA of Jaminaea rosea, 2125 nucleotides long. RefSeq lists its product as hypothetical. Gene Ontology annotation, molecular function: transmembrane protein transporter activity; RNA binding. Gene Ontology annotation, cellular component: Sec62/Sec63 complex. The record is from RefSeq and is a predicted model, not a curated record. Gene Ontology annotation, biological process: SRP-dependent cotranslational protein targeting to membrane; post-translational protein targeting to endoplasmic reticulum membrane. The transcript has 3 exons. Lineage: Eukaryota; Fungi; Basidiomycota; Exobasidiomycetes; Microstromatales. Bases 62 to 2125 code for a protein of 687 amino acids.
CGCAGCGCUCUCAUCUUCUCAAUCAACCCAAGUCCAUCAUCCUCGUACUCGUUGCGCCGCCAUGUCGCAGUACAAGUACGACGAAGAAGGAGGGCAAUUCCUCACGUUUGUCCUCACCUUCCUACUCUUGGUUCUCGUACCAUUGACAUGGACUCUGCUCACGGGAGCGUCAACCACCGCCUCGUCGAUCUCGCAAUCGUGGUUUGACAAGCGCGGUCAAAAGGUGUCAACCAUCAAGUCCAUCAAUCGGCGGUCAUUAACCAAUCCAAGGAUCUCAAAGACCCUCGUGGCUGUCGUCGCAGGAUGGGCGCUGGCAGCCUACCUCUUCCAACGAGUCGCCAAUGCUGCAGCCAAUUCGUCCCAUGCGGUGUACGAUCCCUUCCACAUCCUCGGUCUCGCUACCAGCGCAACCGAAAAGGAGAUCAAGAAGCACUACAAGCGACUGUCUAUCAAGUUCCACCCUGACAAGAUUCGUCUCAGCGCCAACCAAACCAAGGAGUCAGUCGAAUCGCACUACAUCGAGCUCACAAAAGCCUACAAAGCCUUGACGGACGACACAAUUCGCAAAAACUUUGAGCUGUAUGGCCACCCCGAUGGACGCCAGGAAAUGAGCAUGGGGAUCGCGCUCCCUACCUGGGUCGUCGAGUCGCAGAACAACAUCUGGGUACUGGGAGCCUACGGCGUCGUCUUUGGUGUCCUCAUGCCCUACCUCGUAGCUCGUUGGUGGUACGGCUCUCGCGCCAAGACCAAGGACGGCGUGUACACCUCGACUGCUCAGACUUUCUUCCAGCACCUUCGCGAGGACACCGACGGCCCGCGCAUCAUCUCUAUUCUCGCCAUCUGCGAAGAGUUUCAGGACCGCAAUCUCGACCGUCGAGGCAAGGAUGCCAACGAGGCGGCCCUCAAGGAACUCGAGACGCAAGUUCGCGCCAAACUCAAGCCCUUCGGACCCAACUGGCAGCUCAGCGAGCGCCAUCGCUCCCCUUCAAUCCGCAAAGCCCUCAUCCUCCUCUACGCCUACCUCUUCCGCAUCGAGUCCAAGAACGCUUCGCUAAAUCAACAGCGCUACCUCGCCGGCUCUACCGCCGAGCGCCUCUUGGACGGAAUGCUGCAGAUCAGCCUGGCGCAUAACUGGCUCAACACGACCGAGGCGAUCAUGCAUGCCAUUCAGUGCUUUGUGCAGGCCGUGCCCAUCUGCGAGGACAGGCGGGUAGCAGAGCUCCUCCAGCUUGGCGGUAUGCAAGCUGCGAAUGCCAGGCAGAUUGUAGCCAAGGGCGGCGAGGCAGGCAGAGCGGGAGUGCAAGGCUUCUUUGCUUUGGACGAACCCACCCGCAAGUCAUGCGCUGGUGUCAAGCAGGAACAGAUGGACCACAUGAUGAAGGUAGCCGGAGAUUGGCCCCGCCUGGAGUUGGUGGACGCGUUCUUCAAGGUCGAAGGGGAGAGGCUUGUCACCUCGUCUGCGAUCGUGCAAUUCGUGGUCAAGGUGCGCACCCUCCCGCCAAAGAAGGACGAUGUUUUGCUCGUCGACGGCAGGCGCGCUGGACCGCACACAGACGGGUCAAUGGACAUUCGCUCGGGUGUAGAGGACGUCGACGACUCGAGCUCCAAGCAGGGCAAGUCUUCCUCCGAUUCCUCUGCCGACUCAGGCAAGCAAACACUGGGCGUCGCCCGCGCGCCCCACUUCCUCUCAGAACGCAAACCGCAUUGGUGGCUCCUUCUUGGUGACUCCAAGCAGAACCGCGUCAUCGUCCAGCCAAUAAAAUUCAGCGACGUCGGCCCGGACAAGCUGCGCACGUACACGGUGCAAUUUCAAGCUCCACCUAACGCAGGGCUUUACACCUUUGUGGCGCAGAUUCGCAGCGAUUCCUACCUCGGGUCUGACGCAAGUCGCUAUGUGCAGCUGAAGGUUGAAGAGCCUUCCGUUUUGGAGGAAGAAGAGGGUGGGGAGAUUGAGGACGACAUCAGCGAGCCUGAUGAGGAUACUCUGGCGGGCCAGAUGGCGAUGAUGCGCGGUGGCAAGGUGAAGCCUAGCCCGGUACAUGGCGACGACGACGACGACAGCGAGGGUGAGGAAGGGGACGAGGAGGACAGUGAGCCAAGUGAUAGUGAUACAGAUGAGGAGUAA